Syzygium oleosum is the source of this 1425-nucleotide messenger RNA. Its product is annotated as protein STAY-GREEN homolog, chloroplastic-like. The transcript is spliced from 5 exons. The record is from RefSeq and is a predicted model, not a curated record. Bases 355 to 1275 code for a protein of 306 amino acids. Lineage: Eukaryota; Viridiplantae; Streptophyta; Magnoliopsida; Myrtales; Myrtaceae.
ACAAUAAGCAAGCAAGGUCGCCGGAUUCGGUAGCCACCGCUGCGCUGCUGUUGCUGUCGGCCCAAAAGAAGGAAGUGUCUUUUCCCCCUAGAGGAGAGGCCUAACCCUCGAAGCAACCCCCCUCAUCAACGCCGAAACAGAGAGGUUCGAAUACAGACACGGCCCUACUUCCAUUUCCAUCACGUACCCAAAACUUGCUGGGCAAACCAACGAAGCGUUGCUUCGGUUCUCGCUUUCCAACGUUGAAGUCCACAAGCAAAAGCCUUCGCGUCCUCCCAAGUAAAAGCAAAAGAGAGGAGAAUAAAGAGAAAAAAGAGGGCCUGAGGAAAAUAUCGAGUACUUGCUUUGCUUCUAAUGAUAGUCUUCCUUCUCUGUUCUUUUCUAGAAUAUAAUGGAGUGUCCGGGUCUUUUUGUUUGUUGAGGAUAGGUGGAGGGGUUGGGGGAGAGAGAGAGAGAGAGAUGGCUACUCUGACUGCUUCUCCUCUCGUCCCUUCGAAGUUGGAAUCUCCUUCUCUUUAUCAGAAACAGAGGUCUCUGUUUCACUACAGGAGAUCUACCAAGAAGAAAAAUCUCUCUAUAGUCCCCGUUGCGAGGUUAUUUGGGCCGGCGAUCUUCGAAGCGUCCAAGUUGAAGGUUCUCUUCUUGGGCGUGGAUGAUAAGAAGCAUCCGGGGACGCUUCCGAGGACUUACACCCUCACUCACAGUGAUGUCACUUCGAAGCUCACUCUGGCUAUAUCUCAGACCAUAAACAACUCUCAGCUGCAAGGAUGGUACAACAGAUUACAGAGAGAUGAAGUUGUGGCAGAAUGGAAGAAAGUGAAGGGGAAGAUGUCUCUGCAUGUCCACUGCCACAUCAGUGGAGGCCACUUCCUCCUGGACUUGGUUGCCAAGCUCAGAUACUUCAUCUUCUGCAAAGAGCUCCCUGUGGUGUUGGGGGCAUUCGUGCAUGGGGAUGGGCAUCUUCUAAACCAGCACCCAGAGCUGCAGGAGGCUCUGGUCUGGGUGUAUUUCCACUCCAACCUUCCAGAGUUCAACAAGGUAGAGUGCUGGGGCCCACUUAAGGACGCCACCGCCCCUUCCUCGGCCGGGGCCCGCAAGGGGGAGGAGGUUGAGACAGAGAUGCCGCCCACCGAGUGGGAGCUGCCGGAGGCGUGCCGCGCGGAGUGCGAGUGUUGCUUCCCUCUGAUGAGCUCGAUACAUUGGUCGGAGGAGCUUCCCCGGCAGAGCGGGGCCGGUGGGUACGGGGCCCAGGAGGGUGCGGGCCAGCAAAGCUAAGCCCAAAGCGACAAACCUUGUAUCUGCCUAUUGGUCAGCUAUUGCCUUUACUUGUCUGAUGGGUGUGCUUUGUAAAUGAAUGCAUGAAAUUGUGUAUAUAAGAAGCCAAUUUGUUGAAUGAAUUUCUCCCAAGCAAAGUCUUGGGUCGCU